This is a messenger RNA of Dunckerocampus dactyliophorus (ringed pipefish), 10837 nucleotides long. It is a transcript of the gene dlgap3, whose product is annotated as discs, large (Drosophila) homolog-associated protein 3. Gene Ontology annotation, molecular function: molecular adaptor activity. Gene Ontology annotation, biological process: signaling. Gene Ontology annotation, cellular component: glutamatergic synapse; postsynaptic specialization. The transcript is spliced from 13 exons. NCBI's taxonomy places the organism in Eukaryota, Metazoa, Chordata, Actinopteri, Syngnathiformes, Syngnathidae. The record is from RefSeq and is a predicted model, not a curated record. Bases 295 to 3615 code for a protein of 1106 amino acids.
UGUGUGUGUGAGAGAGGGAGUAGCACCGCUGCCUUUCACUGCUGUGUAUCCAUCCUUCCCUGCACAGUAGCCAGGGGAGCUGCAGAAGAGGAGAAACGAACGAGGUUUGUGACACUCCACUUGAACACAACCACCGUCUGCUGCAAGACUGAGCAAAAUAUAAAAAGCUGGCUGUUUCCACCCAAAAAAACAUGGCGCACCAUUUCCUGAUGAGCCUGUGGUGAGCCUUGUGCAGCCCUGUCACGCCCACAGCGCCCCCUUUCCGCCCGGACGGCCCACCACGCCCCGGUGCAUAUGAAAGGGUACCAUGUCAGCCGUAGCAUGUCCCAGCAUUCCUCUGGUGGUGGCGGAGGAGGGCCCUGCCACUGCACCCCUGAGGACUGUGACGGCCCAGGCAGAGACUACUAUCACGGUCACAACGAUGGCCACUACUACCCUGCGGGAAGUGCGGCCGAGGCCUUGGCGCUGGAGAGACAUCAUUCCCACUCCCAUUCACAUUCUCAUAGCCACUCUGGUGGGGGCACCUUCCCCCGCUCCCACCUCAGCCAUCAUCCGCCACCCCAGUCGUUUGACUCGUGCGAAGACUGUUUGUCAUCAGGUCACGGAGGUAAGAUGCACCGCAUCCCUCCAAACCUGAUGGACCAGUUUGAGAAGCAGGUGCCCUUCCACCCUGAUGGCUUCCACACGUUGCAAUAUCAGCGCACCACCAGCGGGGGCGCUGAGCCACGCAGCGAGAGCCCCUCACGUAUCCGCCACCUGGUCAACUCUGUGCAGCGUCUCUUCGCUAAGUCUCAUUCCCUGGAGGCCCCAACCAAACGGGAGUACAACGGCACAAGAGGAAGUGGGGACUACAGAGGUGAGAGAGGAGGAGGUCACAGGAGUGGUGGGGAGGACGGCGGGGGUCACUACUCUGGGCACCAAUCUCGUUCUGCUCGGAGGAACAAGUCCAGAGAACGCAGUAAGAGCGGGGACUCUCGGCACGAGUCUGGGAGACGACACCGUAGCAGGACAGCUGGCUGGUGGAGCUCUGAUGACAACCUGGAUAGUGACAGCAGCUUCCUGGUGAGUGGCGGUAGGAGGGCAUACCCCAGUGGGCACGAGAGCCUCGAUGCAGCCAUCCAGGAGCUCACCAUGAAGAGGCCCAAAGAGCGAGGUGGUGGACCAGCACCCGGGGAGUGCAUGGCCUGCACCACUAUUGCCCUGGCCGGAAAUGAAGGAAGUGGACACCACGGUCACCCUGGUCAUUCCUUGAAGAGGAGCACGUGGUCGGCCAUGACAGUCAGUCAGGCCAGAGAGGUGUACCCUUCCAGGGGGGGCGGAGGAGGCUAUGAUAAAGCCCUGGUGCCUAUUGAGAACAAACUGAAGGAAAGGACACUCCAUUAUCUGCAGGUUCCUUCAGAAGACUGGGGUGGCGGAUAUGGCGGCGGCGCCGCCACAGACAGCGGAGGGGAGAUUCCCUGCCGCCGCAUGCGCAGUGGCAGCUACAUCAAGGCCAUGGGCGAUGACGACAGCGCCGAUUCAGACAGCAGCCCCAAAGCGUCACCUAAGUCCACCUUGAUUGCCCAGAGGGACGCCUUCAGACGAUCCAUCAGCAUGGAUCAAAGGUAUUCGUGUAAGCAGUGUACAGACUCCUACCCUAACAGCCGAACCACACCCAAGACCCACACCCGCUCCCGUAGCUACACCCGCUCGCUGACCAGCUCACAGUUGGGAGACACCCUCAACCGACAGUUUGAAGCCGUGUGCGAGACCAUGUUCGGGGAGGUGGAGUCCCAAGCGGUCGAGGCCUUGGAUCUUCCUGGGGUGUUCCGAACGCGCAGCCACAGUUACGUCCGCGCCAUCCAGGCCGGCUGCUCCCAGGAUGACGACUGUCUCUCCGUCUUCUCCAUGUCAGGUCCACAGGGAAGCAUCAAGGGCGGGGCUGUCUUUCCUUAUCGCAAAGGUGCUCCUCCCCCGCUCCCACCUCGCAUGUCAAAAUCUUCGCUCUCCGUGCGAGCCCAGAGCAGCACAGAGUCCACCCAGGACGCCUACUAUCAGAGCAGUGGACAGCUCGCCGCAAGCCACAUGCGCCCCAAGCAGCACAGUAACUCCGUGGACCUGGGCUGCACAGACGGACCAUCAGGACGCUCCUCCAGAGUGGGCUACUACACGGCCACAGGCCCAGGGCGUUCCCGGCAGCACAGUAACUCAGCAGAGAGCCUGGAUGGGGGGAUCCGGGGAUCGCGGGAGCUGGUGCCCUACGGAGGAGGCCCGGGAGUUGGCGUGAGGGCCAAACACAGCAGCUCGGCUGACAGUUUGCUGGAGGGGCCGCCGAGGCCAGCCCGGGAGAGGGACAGUCGGGUCGGGGGAAGCCUGGGGAAGUCAGUCUCACUGCCUCAGAACAGCAUUGUUUUGAGUAAAGCUGGAGGGCAGGAUGACGGAUGCGGCGGGAGGAAGUGGAGGCCAUCCAUUGCUGUGCAGGUGGACAGCUCAGAGACUCUUUCAGAUUCAGACGCCGAGGGCAAAGCUCUGACAGAGGUCCACUCCAUAGGAGUCCAGGUGGAAGAUGACAAAAGACGGGCCCGUUUCAAGCGCUCCAACAGCGUGACGGCGAGCGUGCAGGCAGACCUGGACCCCGAGGGCUUCCCAGGGCUCAGUGUUGCCGUGCCAACGCAGGACAAGAGCCUGCAGUUUGGCUGCUCCUUCCAAAGGCACUCGUCAGAGCCGGAGUCAGCUGGCCAGUACACAGAGUGCCACCGCACUGUGCAUACACAAGGGCAGUGGGCCUACAGAGAGGACUUCAUCCAGAGUGGCUAUACCACCGAGGCGUGUCCAGUAGACCCACGGUCGCAUCAGCAUCAGCACCUUCCUCCACGUUCCCACUCCCCACUGCCCCUCACGUCUGAGCGGGCGUGGGCAGGGACGCCCUCCCUGGAGGGCCCCCGCAGCCUCCCCGACUCGGGCCGAGCCUCCCCCUGUAUGAGAGACGGCGAAUUCUUCCUGCGCCUCCUGCAGACUGAAGUGGAGAGGAUGGAGGGCUGGUGCCAGAACAUGGAGAGGGAGGCGGAGGAGAACGAACUCCCAGAGGAAAUUCUGGAGAUGAUUCGCAGUGCAGUUGGCAGCGCCCAGAUGCUCAUGUCUCAGAAGGUUCAACAAUUCUUCCGCCUCUGCCAACAAAGUGUGGACCCCUCUGCUUACCCCCAGCCCACCUCUCAGGACCUAGCAGGCUUGUGGGACCUCCUCCAGCUCAACAUAGAAGACAUCAGGGUCAAGUUUCAGGAUCUCCAGAGGCUCAAAGACUCUGGUUGGAAGCUCCCCCCUGAAAAGAAGGAGGAUAAGAAGCUUCCUCCCCCCUUACCAAAGAAGCCGGCGGGCGGGGUGAGCGGCAGCCUUAGGGCCGAUAGCGUCGGGGAUGGAGGUAUCGGUGGCGGGCCGGGAGGCCUGGUGGUGCCUCGUGUUGGGGGACACACCCUACCUAUCAGGGAGAAGUCCCUGGACCUCGGGGACCGUCAGAGGACAGAGGCAAGGCGGAGGCUGCUGCAGACCAAGCGUACCGCCUCCUUCAGGCAGAAUUCGGCCACAGAGAGCGCAGACAGUAUCGAAAUCUACAUUCCCGAAGCCCAGACUCGACUCUGAACCCACCAUUCCCCACCCUACAGACCACUUCCUCUAGAAUAUAGCAUUUCAUUCAAUACGCUUCCCAUUACUACAAAUUCAGUUCUCAAGCAGUAACAGCCGUUCGUGUGUCUUGAAAAUUGCACAUAUUACUGACACUGAGGCCUAAAAGAAAAAGUAGAGUAGCUAGCAGAUAUGAAUUACCGCCUUUUUGUAUUUAUUUAUCGUUUUGCUGUCGACAAACAAGCAACACUCGCUGAGGCUCUCGCACUAGUUAGUAGCAUGCCCGGGCGUGUUCAGCUUGAGCAUCACUGAAAAUAAAGGGCUUAACAGGCACAAAACCUCCGUGAUGGGAGAUGACAAGACUCUCCGUAUUCAAACUCCUGGAGGAAAAACUCAUAAAAGGAAAAUUUGCCAGACCCAGCAAGAUGUAUCCAUACUCUUCACCGACACUGCCAGUAUGGAUAAAGAAGGAGGCCCUUAAAGUCAGACCUUUAGCGCUACAGUACACUAACAACAGCCGGCAUCCUUCACCUCAGCACCCACAAGUCACAAGUUAUUAAGUUAUUGAUUCUUUUUGGAUUGUUUUGUUUGCCUAACCACCAACCACAUUCAUAACAAGAAGCAAUAGGGCCACAAUGGAAAGAAAAAUGCAAAGAGUUGUGAUGCUAUGAGAAUAAUGUGGUAAUAUCAUGAAAUAAAAGUUAAACACUACUGUAGAUUAAAAAUAGAAUAAAAGGAUUACAAAAAUAGUAUUUUCAAGAAAAAAGACCUAAUGUUACGUGACAAAAAAAAUUUAUUAAAGCCAAUAGCCUCACGUAAUUUGAAGGUCGUAAUGUAACAAGAAAAAAGCAAUGUUACGAUAUGAAAAUCUUUUUUCAAAGAAAAAGAAUAUACAAGAGUAAAGUUGAUGUUAGUUAGUGAGAAGAGUCUGACUUCUUUUCUUUUCGAAAAAAGUCAUAUGGUUAACAGAAUGUUAUGGGAAUUCAAAAAUGUAAUGUUAGGAGAAUUAUUUCUAGGAAAACAUAAUACUGUAGGAGAAUACAGUCAAAAAGCUACAAGAUGUUGCAGGAAUAAAUGCAUUAAUAUAGCGAAAGUUGUCAUUUCAUGAAGUUGAGUAUUUUUGAGACAAAGUAAAAUCUUAAACUUUCCAGAAUUAGUUUCCCAUAUGGUAUGAAAAAUGUAUUUUUUUUCCAGGAAAAAAAGGAAUAUUAAUAACAUAAAAAUCCUAAGACUAGCAAAUAUAAGUAAUAUUUUUUGACAAGAAUAGUUGAAUUAGUCAUCCCCAAACAAUGUGCUAUCACCAGAAUAAAGUUGUAAUGUUACGAGAAUGUAGUCAUCCCUCGUUUCACGGUUAAUUGGUUCCAGACCCGACCACGAGGAGUGAUAUCUGCAAAAUAUUAAUAAAAGGAAUAUUUUCAUAGUUAGAGCAUAGAAAACCUGUUUAUGUUUUACCAUUAUUAGAGCUAUAUAAACAAAUAACACCCCUAUAGUUACCACCUUCCUUGUUUACACCACAUUGCGUAUACGCAGGCUACGGGAUCACUGCAGGGACACACAAGACGGCCGCCGCUAGCAUAGUAAGCUACCGAGCUAACUAGUUAGCCUCUCUAGUAUACUUAUUCUAAACUUAAGUGUUUCAAACGGAGUGAGGAAGAAGGACAAAGUAAGAAGCCAAAAACCGACCACUUCCACACCAAAUGGGAGGAGAACUUGUUUCACUAUGCCAUGUCAGAUAUGCCAUGGCUGACUCCAUGAUUCUAGUGACCAGAAUACUAAAUAUAACGUCUUUCAAUAUUUUUGACUAAUAAUAGGCUACAGUCAGCGAUAAUUAAUUCAUGAAUUACUGUAAUUUUGGAAAAACCGUGAUAGGCUGAGGGAGUGAUGUUCGAACUGCGAUAUAGCGAGGGUCAACUGUAGUCCAAUUUUGGUCCAAAAAUUAAAAAAGAUUACUAGAAUAAAGUCAUUCAGUAUUCUAAAAGAAGUAUUGUGUUUGUUGGACAAACAAAAUAUUGCAAUAUCACCAGAAUACAGUUGUAAUAUUAGGAGAGCAGUCAUAUUUGUUUGAGCAUAAACGUUGUAAUGUUUACAAAAAUACUCAACAAAGAUUAUUCACUGACUAUUGUGGGGGGAAAAAUAGCCUCAGUGUUACGAAAACAAAUACAUUUUAGCAAGUGAAUGUUAGGGAAAAAAUUUUUUUUAUGUGUGUUAAUAAUAACUUCAGAACUUCAUUCUCAUAAGACGACGGCAUACUUAACACUACCAAAUUAUUCUCAUUCAAUUACAACUUUAUCAUUGUUAUUCUAUGAAAUUAUUCUUAUAGUAUAUUUGUUCCCCAGUGUGGCUGUAAUCCUUCUUUGUCAUUUAGCAUUCAGCAGUGAGGCUGUUUGAAUGAGCAAGUUUUUGUACAUAAUGUGCACACUCAUGUUAGCCCAAUGGAGCAUUUGCAGUGUAGCAUCAGAGCCUUGACAGUCAGACGAAGCAUCAUCACUGACAAUAGACGAGGGUUUUCCUUGUUUAGGGGGUGGCCCCCUUUCACUCUGAGACUAUACCACCACCAAGUGGUCACCCUAGGACCCAAACGUGCAACAGCAGCAGAUUAGGAGAAACCCAAAUGACAAAAACCCAUCCCUGCUUGAAAACCUGCUUCCAAAGAGUCAUGAGAUUGAAAAAGAAGCUAUUUGGUCAUUUAUGGAUCUUCAGUGUAGCAUGAUUUUAAUAAUUUGUCAAACCAAAAAACAAAUGUAAGAACACAUGUCCAAUUUGAACACUUUCUAUGACUGUUUUGUAGAAGGCUUGUGUGGACAAAAACCAAUCACCACUUCAGAAUUCAGCCAUUUGCGUAAAUCUUUUCCGCAUGUCUUUUCUUUCCUCCUCCGGCGACUAUUUCAAACGGGAGAUGUAUAUUUUAUAAUAUAAUCUACAUUUCUAGAGAAAUAGACUAUUGAGUACGGUGUAUGUACAAGAAAAAUAUAUCAAAUGUGACAUACCACAGUAUUAUUAUGAUGAUGAUUAUUAUAGACUUGUGUGAUGCUAUUGCUGUGUGGCAUAUCCAGACACAGCACACGUGAAAAUUAUUAUUAAGUGAGUGCUGGGUCAGGUUCACAGGGUAAAAAAAGGAAAAAAAAAAAAAAAAAAAAAAAAAGCCAAGUAGAAUUCUCCGGAGCUUUUACAUAUAGAUAUAUCCACCUUUCACUCCCUGUAUUUCCACUUUAGAACCAACUACAUGUGCCUAACCAGCUAUAUGUGGAGGUUACUGUUCCAAGUUUACAGCGUGUAUAUAAAUAUCUACGGAAAGACGUGUACAGACAUGGAAAAAUAUCACAUUUUCUGACAAUAUGAUUAUUGUUUAUUCAUGCCCUCACUUUUUUUGUUGACACUGCAUGUUUUUGUGAGCCUGGCGACAAGAGAGCUAAUUUUGUAGCCUUUUUUGUUGUGAUUGAAUAUAUAUAUAUAUAUAUAUAUAUAUAUAUAUAUAUAUAUAUAUAUAUAUAUAUAUAUACACAUAUACAUAUACAUAUACAUAUAUAUACACACAUAUACAUAUAUAUAUAUAUAUAUAUAUAUAUGAGAAUUUUACAAUCUUUGUACAGAGAUUCUUAAAAAGUGAAGAAGUUGUGGUUCAUUCAUUUUGCAGCAGUUGUGGUUGAGGCGCAGCAAACAAAAGCACAAAGACCCGCUUUUUUUUAUACUUUUACUGCACUGUGAAGGACAUCUCGAGGAUUCAAACAGUAUCAAUCCACAGUAGCAGAGGUGUUUGGAUAGCCGCCCAGCUCUGAAACUAAUCUUUAUGUUGCAUAUCCCACUCUGUGUGCACAGUGCAAACACACCAGACUGACUUUACGACACAAAACACUUCCCAAAAAGUGCAAAAACCCCCAACAUGCAGAGCCAGACGGACAACCCCGAGUACCUCAGCCUUACAUGAUCCAGGCCUCUGUCCUCAGGGGAUUCUCUACAUGACGCCACAAAACCGCCCCAGGACACACGGGAAUACAGUGCUUUUCUUUUAUAUGUCAUUCUAUUCCUGACCUGAUACUCUUGUAGCCAUUUUCUGCACCACACUCACAGGCAGGGCGGAUGCAGACAGCGCUCAUCGUGCAUUUAGUGAAGGAGGGGGCCUUGUGGCAGCAGAUUUGAGUUUUAGUUGGGACAUUUCUGAGAGGCUGCUCUGAGUGGGGGAACAAUAAAGACAAGUAAAUGUUUUUGAUUUAUUUUUUUAUUCAUAUGAUAUUCAAUUAUAUGUAUGAAUUAUUUUCAUUCAUAUAUAUCAAAGGGGUGUAAUUCAUUUGUCAUAAAAUAUAUCUUACUCAAAUCUUGACUUCCACUGCUGCUAAUUUCCUUUGUGUUUUUAAUUGCAUUAUGUAAUUAUACAUUUUAAUAAUAGCAUUUAUACACUGGUUUUCUAUAGUGAUUUUACAAGUAUUCAACAACGCUUGACACGAAGCAAAUAGAACAAAUUUGAUUAUAUUUAUCGUUUUCUCAGGCAAUUCUACAUUUUUCAAAUUAUUUAAUCAUUAAAAAUAUUGUGUUAGUUGUUAUGUCUUGUUACAAUAUUAGUAACAAAAAUCUGAUCUAGAUACUCUUACAUAAAAUAAAUUGUAUUUUAUUUACCUACAGAAGGGUCUAAUUGCAUUUGAAUGUUUUAUACCCCUAAGAGAUGAGACAAUCCUUACUAUACAUUUUCAAAUAUUUGUUAGAAUCAUUAAUUUGAUAUUACUGGUCAUUUUAUUUAAUUUUAAUAAUAAUACUUUACUUUUGCUUUAAUGUAGCGCUCUGGUUUUACAUUAUUCUGUUAUUUUAUUGUAUUUAGACCCCUCAGAGCAGCUGAGGGAUGUGCGCAUCUGAAACUCCAAUGUGCCUUUAGCGCUGAGGUUGUACUGACUGGUAUUUGGUGUGUAUCAACACUGUAAUAGCGUAAAGAGGUGGAUCACAGACAACUGAGCAAUUACUGUGUAAUUAACACCCUGCCAUUCUUUUGUUUACAAGAAUAAUGUAAAUACAGUUGCCAACGGACUCUUCUCAAUAUCACAUACAGUAUAUUGUUACUGCAACAUUAUGACUAUUAGUUGUAGUAUGAUUAUUGCCAUUAAAAAGGGGGGCUCAUUGUUACCACGGCUCUCAUUCUUACAGUAUAAGUGUGUUGUCAUAUAUAGAGACGGGUUAAAAAAAAAAAAAUGCUAGUCAAGAGUGAGUCUUGUGUACAAUAGCUAGCGUAAUCUUAAAAGCGCAGCUAGGAUGGAGAACAAAGACUCUGGGGUCAAUGAUGGACCAAGACAGUCAGGACGGACGGAGGAUCCAAACAUGCUUUUUGUUCCAUUUUGAACUUCCAUGCAGCGGAGGAACAACAGACUCUGUGUAGUCCACUAGCAAUGUAGCAACACCUCUGUCAUCUCCCUCAACACCAGACGUCUUCUUCUGUCCAAUACAGUGCCAAGGCAGCAUACUGUACAUACAAACAUUCUUUGACUGGAGCAUAUAGCAAUAGCAACACCAUUAUCAUUAUUAUUAUUAUUAUUAUUAUUAUUAUUAUUAUUAAGACAUAAAUGUCUCCUAACUCCACCGAUGAUGCACGAGAAACACAAAAGGGGUGACUUUGAAAAUGCAGUAUGGGACAUGGUUCAUGUUUGUUUGUGUUGUAUAUCUCUCAUUGUGUACAUACAAAUUUGUUUUCUAAGGAUCUGGUUGUGUCCAAGGAAAGCCCAGAGAGAUGGCACACUGUGAUGUGGUUUACUCCCCCCCCCCCCCCACCCUCCAACACAGAAUGUAACACUGUUGUCAAAACAUUUUCUAAUGGCUAAUAUAAUUAUUACUACUAUUAAUAUGAUUACUAUAAAGCUAUUUUAGCCAGUUAAACGAGGCUGCUGUGUCUCCUUUGUCUUUAUUUGCUAUCUUUUUGAUGAGUUCCUCUUUUCUAGGGGUUUACACUGAAGUUAACGCAGAGGACAAAUGGAUGUGAGCUGGCAUUUCGAGUCAAAUGUGCUCUCCAGUGGGCAUUGUCCUAACAAGUCCACCCUGAUGUAAACUGACUGACACGACUGUGGGGAUGUUUUUGCCACUUCACACCAGAUGUGGCAAACAGCUGCCAGUAUAGCCUUUGAGGAGCACAAUAUAGGAGUCUGAUGUCAGGAAAAAUUAUGAUUUUUGCACAAAAAGAAGAAAACUGACACAUUUUGGAAUGUGGGAGCAAACCAGAGUACCCGCAGAAAACCCAAGCACGGGGUGAACAUGCAAAGUUCACACAGAGAUGCCCAAGCGGAGCUUGAACCCAGGUCUUCCCCAUCUCCUGACUGUGUAGCAAACAUGCUAACUACUCAACCCACAAAACUAUUUUAUAGAAUAUUAUUUUAUGAUACUAUAGUAUUUUUAUUUUUAUAAAUAUGUCAUACGUACUUUGAAACUACAGGAGUUUUAACAAUAAUUACUUUAUAAUUAUUAUUGCAUAUUACUUAUUUUAUUUCAGACAAAUAGGCCAUAUAAAAAGGGGAAACAAGGAAUUAAAUACAUACUAAUAAAUUGUUGUUUUUUUUCAAUACAUAUAAACUAUACACACAUAUACCGGUACAUUGUUAUUGUAGCAUCUCACUUUACUUUGUUUCGGCACAUUAUUUUUGUUUUUUUAACAACCUUGAAACUACAGAAGUUACCUGAAAAGAUGACUCGCAAUCCUAAUCGUUUGUGAGAUGUAAUUGCAGCGGUCGGUAAUAAAUAGAAUCGUAAAAGUAACUGUCAUGAAAGUUCAGAUUUAAAAAACAUUAUACUGCAUUAUUUGUUUGUAAAAAUAGUAAACAAGUUUCAUUCAUAAUCAUCCAAUCAAUAAAAAAAACAUUCAAAUUUGAGUCACCAAGGCAACCAAGCAAACACGGAAUAGGAGUGUUCCAUUCUUUCGUUUAUAAUGCACAUUAAAAUGAGUUCGGCCAUUUCGAUGUUCUUAACUUUGUACCUUCUGGUGUUGACUGUUUACUGUACGCCAUCCAGUUUGAGGGUCCAGGCUUGUCCUUGUGUGAAAGGCAGCUCAGGUAAGAGAAUAUUAAGGCCGGCAUAUGGCUGGACUGGCGACCAGGACAAAGGCUUGGGGUCCCCCAACAACGUCACCUGGAUGAGGGUCGACAAUGUGUGGUUACAAGGUGAGUGUUAACCAGCUAGUUUUCCAUAUAAAAUAUGCAAAUAAAUAUGUUGACAGUCAGUUUGAAGGGUGUUGAGCUAAGCGGGUUCCACUGAACAACACCGUGUUUACCUUAGU